UGCAGCUUGGCGCGGGCAUUUGGAUAUCAAUACAACCUUCUCUAAGUGGCGUGAAAGCGACCUACAUGUUAUUAUUUCUAACAAGAAUCGGUUAUUGCCGUAUUAUCACAGUUAUCAUAAAAUCAGAGUUGAUCGGUUUAUGGAUGAUGGUUGAUUAAUGUAAAACGAGGGUUAAUACAUCGAUAAGAUGGAAGAUAUGGAGGUGGAAGCGCAUUUUGGAGCUGCAAGUCCAGUUGGUUCUGUUGGUCUUGAAGUUCCCAUUAUCAUCCCCGACUCUGGGAGUAGUACAGAAGUGGAAGAGGAUGAAGAGGCUAAUGGAAGACCUGAAAGACAAAGCACCGCUCCGAUUAACAGGCCACGGGUCAUAGCAACUCAAAUUGUCAGGAGAAGGAGGGCUAGAGCAGGGCUUCGGUUCCAGUACUCCACACAGACUACACAUUUGAACAGAGGCCCUUUGGACUUUUUACUUAGGGUGUCAGCAGGAAGUGACACAGACCCCCUCUCGGGUAGCACAGAUGAAGUUAGCGAUUCUGAGGAGGAAAGACACAAUAGAGGGACCUCAGGUUCGAUACCUGUGCCAGAUGUUUCAGCAAUAUUAAACUCCAGCCAGCCUACUCCUGUUCAACAGUCCAGUGCAUCAGUGCCUGCUGUUUCUGCUGAAGCCGAGAGAGCCGAACCACAAGUACAGCCUGAGGUUGAGCCUGUUGUGGCACCCUCAGAAGUCAAUAAAAGCGCUUCUCUCUCGACUGCUGGAGCUGAGAAUGAAGAAGGAGAGGGAGAGACCUGCUCUAUAUGUUUCGAACCUUGGACCACAUCUGGUGAACACCGACUGGCCACGUUGCGUUGUGGCCACUUGUUUGGCUUCACCUGUAUUGACCGCUGGCUGAAGGGCCAAGGAGCAAAAUGCCCACAGUGUAAUAAGAAAGCCAAGCGAGCUGAUAUAGUCCUGUUGUAUGCACAUAAACUCAGAGCAGUGGACAAUACAGAGCAGGAGAGUUUAAAGAGAUCUUUGGAGCAGGAGCAGAGUUUGCGGAGGAAAGCAGAGCUGGAAGCUGCUCAGUGUCGUCUUCAGUUACAGGUUGUAACAGACGAAUGUGGGAAACUCCGCAAAGAGGUUCAGGAGUUAAGGAGGUUAAUGGCACAGACUCCUUCCAGCUCAACUCAGUCUCAGUCCUCUAUACUGUCUUUAUCUCAGAGACUCGAAUCCUCAAGCAGGGGAAGUUUUGUUUUCUCCAAGGCUGUCCUUGUUUCUCAGGCUGGUGGGUGUCGUGUCAUGUCAUACUGUGAGCCGCUCAGUUGCCUUUUGGCUUCUCAACCCUCUCCUCAUGCCUCGCUGGUCCCUGGCUUUGGGGUGAAAAAAAUCAGCACUGUGAAUCUGAAAGCCAGCCAUUAUGUUCCCAUCCACAUUAAACAGAUCAGGGGCCUUGCCUUCAACAGACAACAAGAUGGCCUACUGCUUUCUGCUGCCUUUGAUAAUACGAUCAAACUCACCAGCUUGUUUACCAACACUGUGGUACAGGCCUACAACACUGGCAAACCCGUGUGGAGCUGCUGUUGGUGUCACGACAACAACAACUACAUUUAUGCCGGUUUGAGCAACGGAUCAGUGCGGGUGUAUGACACAAGGGACACAAGCACUCAUGUGCAGGAGCUGGCACCUUUACGUUCCAGUUGUCCAGUGGUAUCCCUGUCCUACCUCCCCCGUGCUGCCUCCAGUGUGUUUCCCUCUGGGGGCAUCAUUGCUGGUUCCCUUGAAGGAGGUUGUUUCUGGGAGCAGGUGGAUGGAACCAAUUAUCGCCAGCACAUGCUGCCUUUAGAGUCUGGAGGCUGCACAGACAUUCAGGUGGAACCUGAAAGCAGACAUUGUCUGGUCACCUACAGACCAGGUCGCACCAACCCAUCUUUGCGAUGUGUUCUGAUGGAGCUUAACCGAAGUCCUCAUCAGGAUGCUGCCCAGGCUCCUGUCUGCUCCUGUUCUCCCGUCCAGACUUUUACUGCUGGUUCAUCGUCCAAGUUGCUCACCAAAAACGCAGUGUUUAAAAGUCCUGCUAAAAAUUCCACUCUGGUGUGUGCAGGAGAUGAGGGCUCUAAUUCUACCAUGGUGUGGGAUGCUAGUAGUGGAGCCUUGCUUCAGAAACUUCCUGCAGACCUACCAGUAAUGGACAUCUGCCCUUUUGAGACAAACCAAGAACACUACCUGGCUUCUCUAACAGAGAAGAUUAUUAAGAUCUAUAAAUGGGAACAGAGUGGCUUAGAUAGAGCGAGUUUUUGAUUGCAGCUUCUGUGGUGGUUGCUGGACCUUGUGAGGACCCUGUGGUCUAAUUUUACUUGUCAUGACAUUUGACUGAAAUCAGGUGAAUGUCUUCAAAGCAUAUUUUUUAUGAUGAAAGGAUUAUAAAGGCAGGGCAUGCAAGUUACUGUAUUCAAUUUUCAUACCCAGAAAAUACCCUGUGUAAUAUUUUCCAUUAAUUAUCAACUUUUGCUUUGAGUUCAUAAACAGUUUAUAAAAAGCAUCACUCAGUCAUAUGACAUUAUUGCACUUUGAAAAUACAUAAAAAAAAUAUCGUCUUUCAAGUGUUGUUUUUAGUUCCAUACUCUUGUCACAUUGGUCCCGUUUCAACAUGAUGCAUCAUUUAAAAAUACGACAAAAAGAAAUGCCUCUUAUUUUCCUGUGUCUGUGAAUAUGUGGUGAAUAUAUGUAAAUCUGUUUUUGUUUUUUUUUGUUUGUUUGUUUGUUUUAAACUGUUCUCUAAUUGUACUUCUUAAUAAAUAUAUAACAUUUUAUUGCAGUUUAAUUUUUAUUUCUAUUUAUGGCAUUUCUUUUCUUCAUCAACUAAAAACAAUUAGUAUUGUGUAUUUUGCUUUUUUCAGGCAAAUAAUCUUUAACCAAACAUCUCAAACCUGGUCAAGUAAACCUGGUAAGGUUUGUAUAGUAGAAGGUAGGAAAAGGUUUCAGGAAGGAGUUUGUGUUCUAUUGAAAUGAAAUAUUUUCUACUUUACAGAAUUUGCAAUAUGUAAAAUAUGAUUGGGAUUGACUUGGUCCAAUCUGUAGAGAAGGUGAGGGGCGAUCUUGGUGUGAUGUAGUCUACAUGCAUGCCCCCAACACUAAAUAUAGGAAUCAUAAUUCUGUAUACUGUUUUGACUCCUGGAAGAGUUUUUUUCACAGAGUGUGAUUACCAAAAACAUUGAAAUGGGAAAAUAAAAAUUGUGUGUAUAUGUUAA
Messenger RNA from Silurus meridionalis, 3222 nucleotides. RefSeq names its product ring finger and WD repeat domain 3 (gene rfwd3). The record is from RefSeq and is a predicted model, not a curated record. Gene Ontology annotation, cellular component: nucleus; site of double-strand break. The transcript has 13 exons. The coding region runs from base 188 to 2272 and encodes 694 amino acids. Gene Ontology annotation, biological process: interstrand cross-link repair; double-strand break repair via homologous recombination; protein ubiquitination. Lineage: Eukaryota; Metazoa; Chordata; Actinopteri; Siluriformes; Siluridae. Gene Ontology annotation, molecular function: protein binding; ubiquitin protein ligase activity.